CCCACAUUCCAUUACACUUUAAAAGGGAUCUGGUUAUAAUAGUGAUGAGUACAUCCACUUUUUAAAAACUAGGUCAGGAAAGAGGAAUAUAGUUAUCGAGAAGACACAACAUCUUCCUCAUACUUUCUCAAACACUCGCCAGAUACAUUAUCACCUGUGCACAGGUAAACACCGUGUGUAGUUUUAAGGAUAAUCAGGCGCCGCACUUUUUCUGGAUAUUCUGCACGUUUACAGUAUUUCAGUGCAGUGGAAUGAGUGUUAUCACUGGAUGGAGACGCAGCGUGAAGAAAAAUGGCAGCAAAGGGGACACCCUGCAGGUGAAAGAAAUCUCAGCCGACCCCAAUGGCUGCCCAACACUGUUGUCCGUCAUAAACAGUCCAGAACUUGACCCCAAAGUCACAGAUUUCAAGUCCCAGAAGUCGGACCUGUCUUUGGCCCUGGAGGACUGCAUGGCAGCAAUGGACCUGUUCCUGAGGAAUGACUUUGAUGAGGCCCUGUCCAGGCUUCGCUGCAGAACCAAAGACAGCAUGUACCAUGCACUCACAUACGCCACCAUACUGGAGAUGCAGGCCAUGAUGACCUUUGACCCGGAGAACAUCCUGGCAGCUGGUAACACCAUGAAGGAGGCUCAGGCAGUGUGUCAGCGGUUCCGCAAGAAGACAACCUUUAGCAAUAGAAACUCCACAGAAGAGGAACUCCACGCUGAAGUCUGCUAUGCAGAAUGUCUCCUGCAGAGGGCAGCACUCACCUUCCUUCAGGAUGAAAACAUGGUCAGUUUCAUCAAGGGAGGAAUUAAAGUGAGGAAUAGCUACCAGACUUAUAAAGAACUUCAUACGGUCCUGCAGUCCUCAAGCUACGUCCAAGGUGACAAUCAUGGGCAUUUUGAAGGCGGGGUCAAGCUUGGAGUGGGAUCCUUCAACCUGAUGAUCUCCAUGCUGCCCACUCGGACCCUUAGGUUGCUGGAAUUUGUGGGUUUCUCUGGAAACAAGGAGUUUGGCUUGCAGCAGCUGACGGAAGGCGCAGCAGGGCAGACGUUCAGGUCCUUCCUGUGUAAUAUGCUGCUGCUCUGCUACCACACCUUCAUGAGCUUCAUCCUGGGCACUGGGGAAGCGGAUGUGGAGGAUGCAGAGAAACUCCUUCAGCCAUAUCUCAAACGGUAUCCUAAGGGAUCCAUCUUCUUGUUCUUCGCUGGUCGAAUUGAGGUCAUCAAAGGAAACCUGGAUGCUGCUAUAGUGCGAUUUGAGGAGUGCUGUGAAGCUCAGCAGCAGUGGAGUCAGUUCCAUCACAUGUGCUACUGGGAACUGAUGUGGUGUUUCACAUACAAGAGACAUUGGAAGAUGGCCUACUUCUAUGCUGAUCUGCUCAGCAAAGAGAAUGCAUGGUCCAAGGCAACAUAUGCGUAUAUGAAAGGUGCCUACCUCAGCAUGCUGACCAGGGAGGAAUGCCAACCAUUCAGGGAGAGCGAGGUAGCGCUAUUCAGGCAGGUACAUGGGCUUAAGCAGAAAAUUGCUGGAAAGUCUUUGCCAACUGAGAAGUUUGCCAUCCGAAAAGCCCGUCGCUACCUGACUGAGAACCCAGUUACAUUACCUGCACCUCCUCUGGAGAUGAUGUAUAUCUGGAACGGCUACACAGUCAUCGGGAAACACAAAGACCUGACAGAGGGCAUGCUGAAAACACUGGACGAGGCACAGGCGAAACUCGAAAGUAGCCCAAGGACCGAGUUCUCCAUAGACGACCAGUGUCUGCUGAGCCUACUUAGAGGUCUCUGUCUGAAGCACCUGGGACACCAGGAGGAGGCUGAGCACUACUUCACCCUUGUCCUCUGCAAUGAAACACAGAUCAAGUUUGAUCACUACUUGGUUCCCAAUGCACUGCUGGAGCACGGGCUGCUAUGUCUGGAACAAGGGAGGAAGGAGGAGGGAAUCAAACUACUGGAGACAGCCAAGCAAAGUUACAAAAACUACUCCAUGGAAUCGCGGACACAUUUCAGAAUCCAGGCUGCUUUGCACAAGGCCAAGGCCACAGGCGAGAAUGGAAUUCACACCAUGCCCUCCAGCCCGUAGCUGGAGGGCAUGGCAGGCCCAAAGUCCAGCCAUCCCAAAGUGCACAGCCCAAUGCAGCAGGGAUGAGGCAGAGUACCAAACCACCCACUACCAGCAACAAGUGCUUGACUUGCCAGCCAUCAAGCUUUCAAAAAGACACACAACACUACACUAUUACACUAAACAGUCAAAAGUAUACGGACACUAGUAUUUACUCAGACAAAGAAAAUCUACGCAAUAUAUAGAAAAUACCUCACUAAUAGAUGGAAAUUUACAGGGUCUCAUCCGUCAUUGCAAAAACCUAUUCGUUACCAAUGCCUGAAUAUUCUCCCUCUAGUAUAAAUACAUACAUUCACUGACAAACAUGUAGUUUCACACCUGUCACAAGGGUUUUUGCAACAUACAGUAUUUGAGUGGUUAACGGUAUUCUCCUUCCUGGCUUUUACCCUCUGCUCGGAGCUAAUGACUAAAAUCACUGUGUGCAAUCUUGGACAAGGUCUGUCUUGGGUUGACAAUGUUCUAUGGCAGAUAACCUCCUUCCCUAAUGCUUUUAUCUCUGUGAUUAUUCUACUGGAUUUAUUCUUAUUUCUUCAUUUUCACCCUCCUUUCCCCACUCUGAACAGCUCAAUGGAAGUUUCGGCACAUUGGGUCAACUGAAACACUUUCUGUGAAGGCAUGCAUGACCAGUCCAACUGAAUUUUUGUGAAAAUAGUGCCCACUGACUGCACAAAGUUAAGUCAUCCAACCGUGCAAACUCACAUUGCAGGAAUACACGUGUGAUGGUUAAGGGGUUAUUUUGUCUGUAUUUAUUUAUUAACUGUAAUGGCGCCUUUUACUAAAUUGUCUCGUUUUAAGUGGACAGAUGAAUGUGUCUUUUAGAAAGGCAGACUCCAUCCUUGUUAUCUUAAUGUGGACACAAUCCAGCAGUACUUGAGCUCAAACAAACAGUUCCAUCUGUAGUAAGUGAAGCGUUGACAACCACUAGAGCCUUCCAUAUAUAUAAAUAUACACCUCCAACAUCAACCUAUACAAGAAUGACUUAUAGGAAACUAUUAUAUAUUAAAUAGUUCCUUUCCUGUGUAAUAAAUGAGCUAAUAGACUGUGUACGACCAAUGUUAUUUGUAAUUAGAUUUUUUCUCUCCUUUUUCAUGUUCUAUGAUUUUUGAAACUUUAUGUACAACAAGAUGAGUAU
Molecule: messenger RNA, 3234 nt
Organism: Oncorhynchus gorbuscha (pink salmon)
Lineage: Eukaryota; Metazoa; Chordata; Actinopteri; Salmoniformes; Salmonidae
Gene: ttc39a
Product: tetratricopeptide repeat domain 39A
Exons: 20
Coding region: 252-2063 (603 amino acids)
Molecular function (GO): protein binding
Source: RefSeq, a predicted model, not a curated record